GCCAUAUAAAACCCUCUCUCACAUUUCCAUUCAAAACCCUCAUGCAUUUUUUGCACUUGCCUCUCUUCCUUUCACUCUCCGAGAACCAAGGCAAAGCCAACCGAGGUUUUAACUGCUAGAAGUGAUGGCUAUGGCUGAUAGGCACCAGCACCCAACUGUCAUGCAAAAGUUUGCUGGCCAGCUCCAUCACAGCUCCAGCGUUUCCCAAGAUGUUCAAAACCGCUUUCAAAGUCCUGCUUUGUACAAGAGAAAUUUUGCAUAUGGAAAUUACUCCAAUGCAGGAUUGCAAAGUCCCAUGACUCAGUCAUGCCGAGCUACACAGGAUUUGUCAUUGCUUGCCUCACCUGUGUUUGUCCAAGCCCCAAAAGAGAAAGGCUUUUCUGGCUUUGUUAUUGAUUUUCUUAUGGGUGGAGUUUCUGCUGCUGUGUCCAAAACCGCUGCUGCUCCAAUUGAGCGUGUGAAGCUCUUGAUCCAGAACCAGGAUGAGAUGAUCAAGACUGGUCGGCUAUCUGAACCCUACAAGGGAAUUCUAGAUUGUUUCAAGCGAACAAUGAAAGACGAGGGCGUUGUAGCAUUGUGGAGAGGGAACACAGCUAAUGUCAUCCGCUAUUUCCCCACACAGGCCUUGAACUUUGCUUUUAAAGAUUACUUUAAGAGGCUGUUCAACUUCAAGAAAGACAAGGAUGGCUACUGGAAAUGGUUUGCAGGUAACUUGGGUUCUGGUGGUGCUGCUGGUGCCUCUUCCCUGCUCUUUGUCUACUCUUUGGAUUAUGCUCGAACCCGUCUUGCAAAUGAUGCUAAGGCUGCAAAGAAGGGAGGAGAGAGGCAAUUCAAUGGCAUGAUCGAUGUCUACAGGAAGACUCUCCAAUCGGAUGGUAUUGCUGGCCUUUACCGUGGCUUCAACAUUUCUUGUGUUGGCAUCAUUGUUUACCGUGGUUUAUACUUCGGAAUGUAUGACUCAUUGAAGCCGGUGCUCCUGACUGGAAAGAUGCAGGAUAGUUUCUUUGCUAGCUUUGCUCUUGGUUGGCUCAUCACAAAUGGUGCUGGCCUUGCCUCGUAUCCAAUUGAUACAGUCCGGAGAAGAAUGAUGAUGACAUCUGGUGAGGCUGUCAAGUACAAGAGCUCCCUCGAUGCAUUCUCUCAAAUCCUUAAGAAUGAGGGUGCCAAAUCUCUCUUUAAGGGAGCUGGUGCAAAUAUCCUCCGUGCCAUUGCUGGUGCUGGUGUGCUUGCAGGUUAUGACAAGCUUCAGUUAAUCGUGUUUGGUAAGAAGUAUGGCUCAGGUGGCGCCUAAUUAAGAUGAACAAAGAGACAUCUCCACUCCCAUAUAACUAUAGAUGUUGAUGAAAAUCUUUUUGAAUUCUGCUUUUCAUGAAUUUAUUCUUUAUUCAAUUGAAUAACUUAGUUUAGAGGACUUUCGCUACGAAAAAAUUGUUUCCUUCUUGAAGGAUUUUUGUUCUCCCAUAAUCUUCGAUUAUCAUUCAAAGCAGUUGCAAUUUCACUUUGUUGGAUUAUUGAUUCAUAAGCAAUUUUAAGUAUCGCCUUUUGAAUUUUA
Molecule: messenger RNA, 1552 nt
Organism: Quercus robur (English oak)
Lineage: Eukaryota; Viridiplantae; Streptophyta; Magnoliopsida; Fagales; Fagaceae
Product: ADP,ATP carrier protein 1, mitochondrial-like
Exons: 4
Coding region: 125-1291 (388 amino acids)
Biological process (GO): mitochondrial ATP transmembrane transport; mitochondrial ADP transmembrane transport
Cellular component (GO): mitochondrial inner membrane
Molecular function (GO): ATP:ADP antiporter activity
Source: RefSeq, a predicted model, not a curated record